Molecule: messenger RNA, 3008 nt
Organism: Pleuronectes platessa (European plaice)
Lineage: Eukaryota; Metazoa; Chordata; Actinopteri; Pleuronectiformes; Pleuronectidae
Gene: triobpb
Product: TRIO and F-actin binding protein b
Exons: 13
Coding region: 364-2013 (549 amino acids)
Biological process (GO): actin filament organization; positive regulation of substrate adhesion-dependent cell spreading
Cellular component (GO): actin cytoskeleton
Molecular function (GO): actin filament binding
Source: RefSeq, a predicted model, not a curated record
GAAGUGGAACCAGCAGCAGUGGAGGAGGCGCAGCCAGGUCCCACGUAACGUUCCGUUCACCGAGAGAGAGAAAGUGGAGGAAGCACCGCGUCCCGCACUCUUAUCUCCGGGGGGAUUCACGCACUUUUAAAGCGUUGGUUCAGGAGCUGGAGGAGAUUUGCGUCAUGGAGCUGUAGCGCGGGUUUGAAUGGCGGCGGCGGCGGCUCCUUUGAUUCACGACACUGCGACAAAGUAACGUUAGUAAAAGAGACGGAACCGCGAAGAGGAAGAGGAAGAGGAGGAGGAGAAGAGGAAGAAGAAGGUGGAUUUAGUUUGUGUUAACGCUGUUUCCCUUUGUGCUCGAACCCUCUGGAUCCUGUCACCAUGACGCCGGAUCUCCUGAACUUCAAAAAGGGAUGGAUGUCAAAACUGGACGACAGUGGAGAGUGGAAGAAGCACUGGUUUGUUCUGACGGACGCUGGCCUGAAGUACUACAGAGACGCCAGUGCAGAGGAGAAAGAUGAUAUGGACGGAGAGAUCGACCUGAAAUCCUGUGUGAAGGUGUCAGAGUUUGAUGUGGAGAAGAACUACGGCUUUCAGAUACAGACGAGGGAGGCCGUGGUCACGCUGUCCGCCAUGACGGCUGGGAUCAGGCGGAACUGGAUAGAGGUUUUAAAGAAGUGCAUACGACCCAGCAGCUCCCCGGACCUCACACAAUUACCUGACAGCAGCAGCGACAAGGAGAACUCCCACUCGCGCUUCCUGGUGUCCUCCCGCCGGCCGUCUUCACGCCACGCCAACGAUCAGCUGGACGUUCCCUCCUCCGCGCCUCAGCGCAGGUUCGACUACGUGGAGCUGUCGCCCGUCCCCGCCUCCUCCAGUCCUCUCCCAGCCAGUCAGAGAGAGGCAGGCGAGGGGCAGGGGAGGGAGAGCCAAUGGCAGGAGGAGAGGAACACGAGCAGCCAAUGGGAGGCCGUGCUGUCCAGGAAGGGCACGGGCGUGGGAUCGAACCAAAGGCUACGCAUGGAGGACGACAUCGAGAGAAAGUGGGCGGAGUUUGAACGCUUGCCGCUAAAAGAGAUGAGCGCGCUACCGCCAAUGGGAUCACGGCUCUCGGGCCAGUCAGCCAAUGAGGCGCUGCAGAGGGAGGUGGCGUCACUGAGGCAGCAGCUGGAGCAACUACAACGUGGAGGGAGAGGAGGAGGAGGAGGUGGAGGAGGUGGUGUAGGAGGGGAUGUGCGGGGCGGCUGCGGCCCAGACGCCCCAUGUGGCCGCAGCCUGGCGGCCAUGGAGCGUGCUCACCGACAGGCGCUGGAGGAGCUGCAGCGGCAACACGACCGUCAGAUCAAGGAGCUGGAGACGGAGAAGGAGAAGCUGCUGCUGGAGGGGAAUCAGGACACGGCCCGAGUGAUGGAGGCUUUGAAGAAGAAACACAAAGAGGAGCUGGACAGAGAGGUGGAGCGAGUGAAGAGGCUGGGCAGCGGAGUGUUCGAUUCCCAGACUCUACGAGCUCAUCAACAGGCAGAGACCCAGUCCCUUCAGAGGGAGCUGGCCGGACUCUCCGAGCGCUACUCUCAGAAGUGUCUGGAGCUGAAUCGAGCGGAACAGAGCAGCGCCGAGAGAGAGAGAGAGAUCAGCCGCAAGGAGAGAGACAUGGAGCAGCUGAGGAAAGAGAACCUGGACUUGAAGGCCCGUUUGACCGAGGAGAUGAGCCGUGUACGAUCCACCAUCAAAGAUCCGGACAGAUCGAAGGACAAUAAAGACGGGACGUCCUGUGAACUCGAGGUUCUUCUCAGGGUGAAAGAAAACGAGAUCAACUACCUACAGAAGGAGAUUAGCUGUUUAAGGAAUGAACUGCAGUUUCUCAACACGGAGAAACGUCUGGCCUGUGAACGCUACACGGAGGUGCACGAGGAGCUGAGUGGCAUGAAGGGCCGGAGCGAGCGGGAGAUCCAGAGUCUGAAGGAGCACUUGAGGCUGGCGAUGGCUGCUCUGCAGGAGGGACAGAAGCUGGGCAACAGCCUGGACCACUGAGGACCAGCUGCUGGUACCAACGCUCCGGCAGAUACAGCGACAGGUGACUGAAACAAAGAGGAGAGAGAGAGGAGCAGAGGAGACGACUGUUGGAUUUGUACAGUUCCAGCUGUGAUGACGUUGCCUUAGUUUUCAAUCAUUCUGCCAACGAGCAGCAUAGAGUAGCUAUUAGCUGGUUUAAUUACACUGGGCCACACAUGAUAUAUAAAACUGCACUUUUCAUUUGUUUUUUAUUGGAGCUUCUGUGAGUGAAAGCGUGUAUGAGUGAGCAUUCUGUCUUGAAACUGGGACGUUUGUCGAGUGGCAUGUUUUAUCUUUUUUUAAAGAGGUGUUGUAGAUAAAGACUUGAUGCUGCGUCAGCUUUUUUUUUUGGAUAAACGUCUCGUUGCCACUGAGUCUCCUGCCCGAGGCCACAGGAGUCGGCCCAGUCACAGAAGAGCUGCUGUCAGAUCAGUUUUCUGUCGUACAGCUUCUCAUUCAGUGGAAACCGCCCUCGUCUCCUUUACAGACGGGAGCUUAUCAUGUGGUUUUAUUAUUUUUCUAUCUUGCGGCAUUGAGAACACAACUUGGGAUCAAUACAGGACAAGACGGCAAACUUUUCCACUUCCUGGCAAGCUGAGUAGGAAGUUGUUCCACUCGUGUAGAAUCCUAUCCAGGAUCAGCUUUCUCUGGGGAAGCUUGUGAGAGCUGUUGAAUGAAUGUUGUCCCACAUCACACACGUGUCCACCUGCGUGUUGAGACCUCGGCCGAGACGCUUCCAGUUUCCCCCUGACCCUUGUUGGAGUUCCUCCGGCACAACGAGCGACAGGUGUUGCAUUGAUGAGCCAAUUUUUUCCUUUUUUUUUUUUUUUUAUGGACAGUAUGUAUUGUGAUAAAAUUACUUAUCUACCUGCCUUUUUGAAAACUUUUUUCAUAUUUAAUGUACCGAAGAGCCUGUAUCUGUCUUUGUAAAUUAUACACAUUUUUGCAAUCAAUAAAAAAAGUUCAACAUAAAA